Messenger RNA from Nicotiana tabacum (common tobacco), 2682 nucleotides. Its product is annotated as MICOS complex subunit MIC60, mitochondrial. Lineage: Eukaryota; Viridiplantae; Streptophyta; Magnoliopsida; Solanales; Solanaceae. Gene Ontology annotation, cellular component: MICOS complex. The record is from RefSeq and is a predicted model, not a curated record. Gene Ontology annotation, biological process: cristae formation.
AGAAAAGUUCCGGAUGCACAAAUAGAGAAAAAAUGGUGCAAGAGAAACAGAAAUCGCCGCGCUGAAGCAUUUUCAGUCCGCCAUUGGCGCGAGCUUCCUCUUAGACAAAGCUAUAAAUAAAUCAACUCAAUUUACCAGCUUAUUUGGGCGCCAACCCCUUUCACCAUGUUUCGAAGGUCCAUCCUGCGACUUUCGGCUGGUCAAUCAGUAAAAAGAAUUCCAAUAGAGGUUACAACACAGGUGCCUUCCUAUCUUUUUUCCAGAAGAGAGUUCUCAGUCUCACCCAAACAAAAUGGGCCACCACGGGGGCCAGGUUCAACUGGCAAGCCCCCAGAGACAGAGAGUCUCUUGCCAAGAUUUAUUAUUGGAUCUGUUGCUUUAGGUGCUGGAUUUAUUGCAGCUUAUCAAACUGGAUAUUUGGAUAAAUACCUCGUUAAAGAGCCACAUUCUACCCCCGAAUUAGCCAGGACAGGAACUGCCAUUCAAGAUGGGAAGGAGCUAAAGGGUAGUAGUGAAGUUUCACAAGAUAGUGAAACUUUAGAAAGACCAGAUCCUGAGUCUAAAUUUGUAGACUCUGAUAGUGUGGAGCAAACUGACAAGAACAUUGGAACUCUACAAGAUCCCCCUGGACCAGAAGAGCCAAGUAAAAUGGAAGCAGAAAGUCAAUUUCAGUUAAAAUAUUCACCAGAAACUACUGGUGGAGAAGCCAACUAUACUGAAGUAAAAGAAUUAUCACCCAGCUCCCAUCAGGAAAGUGUGACACCUGAUGAAACAAGACUUAAUUAUACUCAAUCACCUGAAGACACGUUGGACACAAAGAGCCCAGAGGUAACUACUGAUGCCGUGCAGCCUGAGGCAAUUGAAAUCACUCCAACUCUUACGCAGGCUGAUACAUUUCAGAAGGAAAAUGAGGCUAGUGCCAUGCCCCCAGAGCAUGUAACCAGUCAAGCCAAGAUGGAGGAUGCUCCUCAUCAUGAUGAAAAUUCUAAUUCCCUCCUUGAUCAAUACUGUUUAAGAGAUGGGGGUGGAGCUACCACUACAGCCUCCUCUGACAAGCAUAAGGUUAUUGAAGGUCUGGGUGAUGCCUAUAUAUCAAAGGAUGGAAAAUUGGUGCUUGAUUUCUUACAAGCGCUUCAUGAAGCUGAGAGAAGACAAGCAGAGAUAGAUGCUCGUUUAUUUGCUGAAGAAAAGAAAUAUAUGAAGGAGAAAUAUGAAAAGGAACUUAAAGAUGCCAGGGCCAGGGAACUAAUGUAUGCUGAACGAGAGGCUUUACUGGAUAAGGAACUGAAAAAAGAAAGAGCAAAAGCCAUCGCAGCUUUGAAAUCACUUCAAGAAAAAUUAGAAGAAGAAUAUAAGAUGGAGCUCGAGGAAAAGGAAGCUGAAGCAGAACUAAAGCUGAAAAAAACUCAGGAGUUAGGUAAAGCAGAACUGGAUGCAGCUAUUGCAAGUGAGAAAGCAUCUCAAAUUGAAAAAAUGGCUGAAGCCAAUCUCCAUAUAAAUGCUCUGUGCAUGGCAUUUUAUGCACGGUCUGAAGAGGCUCGCCAGAGUCAUUCUGUUCACAAGCUUGCCCUGGGGGUGCUUGCUCUGGAAGAUGCACUGUCGAGGGGUUUACCAAUUCAAAAAGAAAUAGAAGUUCUUCACACUUCUCUUGAAGGAAUAGAUAACAACUCACUGCUGGAAUUGGUUCUAUCAUCUCUUCCUGAGGAAACACGGAGAUAUGGUUCAGAUACUGUUUUACAACUGAAUCAUAAGUUUGAUACAUUAAAGGGGACACUUCGUCACUUUAGCCUGAUUCCUCCAGGUGGUGGUGGGAUAUUGACACAUUCUUUGGCUAGUGUUGCUUCCUGGUUAAAGGUAAAGGAGGCUGACCGGUCUGGCGAUGGAGUUGAAUCCCUCAUAAACAGAGUUGAAAGUUUCUUGGCUCAGGGGAAACUAUCAGAAGCUGCUGAUGCACUUGAGAAGGGUUUAAAGGGCACUCAGGCGGCGGGAGUUGUUGAUGAUUGGGUUAAGCGUGCUAGGAAUAGAGCUAUAACAGAGCAAGCACUAACCUUACUGCAAUCUUAUGCCACCACUAUCAGCAUAACUUGAAACCAUGAUUAUUAUAGCAUCAAGGUUCAAUUUAUCUGCUGCCUACAGAAAAUUGCUCAAGAAUGGCGUUUUGAUGAUUAACAUGUUGAUAUUUUCAGUGAUUGCGACACUUACUUUUCAUUUUUGUUGCAAUCCAAGUAAAAGUAGUUAUGCCUUUCUUGAUCCGGGAAUAAUCUUCGUUGAAAGAUACAUCACUAUUGAGCAGCAUUGUCGUAAAACGGGCUACUUUUGUUCAUUUCUUUUAGGUCAACCAUGAAAAGGAUAUAUUUAGCUGGAGUAACCAUUGAAUUUUUUUUUUUUUGGUGAUGAUCCUGUUAGCUGUUACCUUGUUUGGUAUGUAUAAUAAAGGCAGCUCAGUCAACUGGAUACUUCUUUGGCAGUUUUCCGUGGGAAAGCCAAGCAUUUUCUCUCCUGUUUGAGGAUAAGUGGACGUAAUUCAACUUGAAACAGAAGCGGUUGAAAUUUCUCAAGAAACAUGUACAUUCUAACAAUUCUGGUUGAAUUCAUUGUGAAAUUGUAAUAAGGGCUUGAAGUUUCAUUUGGAUUCAGAAGUUCUAAAAUAUCGACUUAGAAAGCAAAAGGUUUCUUGUGAAA